AUGUCGAACCAGCAGGGAGCAAAGAUCACCGUUCAUUGGCUGAACAAAUCUCGCGGCCAGCGUGUUAUAUGGCUGCUCGAAGAGCUUGGCCUUGAGUACGACAUCGCGGUCUACAAGCGCGAUGGAAACAAGCGCGCGGGUCCCGACCUGAAGGCCGUCCACCCUUUGGGAAAGUCACCCGCUGUGACUAUCAGGCCCGCAAAUUCUGAGAAGGAUAUCGUCAUCGCUGAGAGUGAGACGAUUAUGGAGUAUAUCUGUGACCACUUUGGGAAGCAGUUGGUUCCUACGCGUUACCCUGAGGGACAGGAGGGUGUACUUGGUGCUGAGACUGAGGAGUGGAUGAGGUACAAGUUCUUGAUGGACUACACCGAGGGUAGUCUCUUUACCAUCCUAAUCCUGGCCCUAGUAACAGGAAACAUCAAAAACGCCCCAGUGCCCUUCUUCCUCAAACCUAUUACCAACGGCGUCGCCUCCAAGAUUGACACUGGCUUUGUCGACCCAGAGCUAAAGACGCACUUCGACUUCCUCGAGGACUACCUUGUCAAGUCGCCUAGUAAGGGAGAGUUCUUCUGCAGCGAUAAGCUUACCGCAGCGGAUAUCAUGAUCCAUUUCGGACUUGAGGGCGCGACGCAGAGGUUGCCGUUGAGCGAGACAAGUUACCCCAAGUUGUACGAGUACAUGAGGAGGUUGCAGAAGAGGGACGCAUACAAGAGUGCUGCAAAGAGGGUCGAAGAGGCCAGUGGAGAGACGUUCGUUCCAUUCAGUGACGCAAAGUUGUAG
Messenger RNA from Alternaria atra, 780 nucleotides. RefSeq lists its product as uncharacterized. The coding region runs from base 1 to 780 and encodes 259 amino acids. The record is from RefSeq and is a predicted model, not a curated record. Lineage: Eukaryota; Fungi; Ascomycota; Dothideomycetes; Pleosporales; Pleosporaceae. The transcript has 4 exons.